Molecule: messenger RNA, 2316 nt
Organism: Paramecium tetraurelia
Lineage: Eukaryota; Ciliophora; Oligohymenophorea; Peniculida; Parameciidae
Exons: 6
Biological process (GO): regulation of ARF protein signal transduction
Molecular function (GO): guanyl-nucleotide exchange factor activity
Source: RefSeq, a predicted model, not a curated record
AUGUCAGAUGAUGAAGAUUAAGUCAUCAUAGUUGAAGAGGAUUCUCCAGGGGUAAAGAGUAAGCCGAGUUCAACGAAAUAGUAUGAGAGAUAAUAGAAUAAAAUGGAUAAGAUCGUAAAUGGAAAUAACCCAUUAAUCCAAUAAAUUACAAUAUGUGAAAAGGCUGUUCAAGAGAGAUUUCAUAUUGAUUAGUUUAUAACAAGAUUUUCGAAGGAUCAAAAUAGUGCCAUAUAAUAUUUGAUUGAUAAUUAGGUGAUUGAGAAUACAAAUGAGGACAUAGCGAAAGUGCUAAUGAAUACAAAGGGAUUGAAUAAGGAUUCAAUAAACAAAUACUUUUGUAAACCAGAUCAAAAACAUUAGGAUGUAUUUGAAGCUUAUUGUCAACAAUUUAAUUUAAAAGGUAAGAGCUAUUUGGAUGCAAUGAGAUUAUUAUUAUAGAGAUUUCGAUUAGCAGGAGAAGCAUAAAUGGUAGAUAGAGUAGUCAAAGUAUUUGCAAAGGUUUAUCAUUAAUAAAAUCCUCAUGAAUUUAAGUCAGAUGAUAUCCCAUAUGUACUGGCUUACUCAUUCAUAAUGUUGUCAACUGAUGCUGCUUCUACUAAAAUCUUACCAAAGAAUAAGAUGACAAAGGAGCAAUUCCUAAAAAAUAAUAUUCCAGUAUUUCCAGAUAUCUCACCUAAAUAUUUUGAGGAGGUUUAUGAUUCCAUAACUAGGGAACCAUUCCAAACGACACUAGAUUAUUUAGAAUAGAUGUACAAUCGUAUGAUUUUAUGCAAUGAGAAAAUACAAGGGGAGUAGAUAACUAAAUGGUUGUAAGUAGCAUUUGAUCUAAUGAAAGGAUGCAAUUUGGUUAAAUAUGGAAGAUACAAUGGUGGAUAACCAAGAAAGUUUUUCUUAAGUAGUGAUGAGAAACGUAUAUGUUGGAGAUCCAUAAAUAAUGAUAAUGAACCAGCUAGAUAUAUCAAUAUGUGUGAUGUUCAUGACAUAGCAUUGGGACAAAAUACAACCGAGAUUAUGAUAAAGAAUAAUAUUCCCCCUGAAUUUGACAUAUCAGUUGAUAUAAAGGUGAAUGAUUUGGAAAUUAAAUCAAAAUGGAUCAAUUACUUAAGAGCAGUCAUUAUUAAUCGUAGAGAGAUGGAGGCUAAGAGAGCAGAAGAGAAAUAAAGGAGAUAAGAGAAUGAGGAGAAGAGAUCAGAAAUCUGGAGAAAUGACAUCUUGCCUUUUUGGAGGUCACAUUGGGAUUAUGAACCAAAUAAACCUUUGAAUUAUAAGAAAUAUAUAAGUGUCAAAAAAGAAGAAGCCGUUUAAAAAGCAUAGAAUCAAGCCAAUUCCGCUAGUGUUCUAGAAAGUUUAUGUCGUUGUCUUAAAAAAACUAUCUCCUUGAAUCCUAUCCAGAAUAGAUAGCAAAUUUAAAAUUAACAAUACAGCAAUCAAUCAGAAAUCAAUAAUGGUAGCAAUAUCUAAUAGGAAAUGAUCGUCUAAGGAAAGAAAAAUAAGUCAAUGUUACUAAUGAUCUUAUGGAAACUCGGAUUGCCUGAUUUUGCAAGGAGAACUCUAUGGCCUAUUAUUAUAGGCAACAACCUAAAGAUUAGAGAAGAACUCUAUGCCAUAUUUGUUCGUAAAACUACCAAUAUUUAAGAAGCUAUUAGAGGAGAUAUCAUAAGGGCAAAACAAUAAUAUCCAUUCAUAACUGAUGUAAAAGCCAAGGAAUUAUCAAAUAUCUUACAUGCCUUUAGUAAUUAUAGACCAGAUUUCGGAUACAUACCAGAUUUAAUUGAUAUUGCAGUAGUUCUUAUCAAACAUCUGCAAGAAUACGAUAGUUUCUAGGCCUUGGUCAAUCUGCUCCAUUAAUAUCAUUUCCUAAGUGUCUUUUAAAAUGAUACUAGACAGAUCGAAUGGAGAAUACGAUUCUUUGAAGAGAAUCUAUAAAGAAUUCUACCUUUUGUGUACAACCAUCUUAAGGCCAUUAAAUUAGAAACUAAACUCUAUUUGAUGAAAUGGUUCUUAAAAAUAUUCUUGCAUCAAUUUAAAUUUCCUAUGCUCUCAAGAUUAUGGGAUAAUUUCUUAUUGGAAGGAGAAAUCUACUUGUUCAAAGUUGGAAUUUGUUAUUUGAAAUAUUUCUAAAUAGAAUUGAAAAUGAGUAAUCUCGAUGAGGUUGUGCGUAUUCUUACGAAUUGGUAACCAGAAGUGAACGAGGACUACUUUUUUAUAUAAAUUGAUGAAAUCCCCAUUAAGGAUGACGAUUAUACUAAGUUUUUGGAAUAACAAAAGGCAGCUGUGUUAAAUACACAAAUUCAUUAAACAUUAAUUGAGUCUUGA